Messenger RNA from Erinaceus europaeus (western European hedgehog), 6593 nucleotides. It is a transcript of the gene BCL7C, whose product is annotated as BAF chromatin remodeling complex subunit BCL7C. Lineage: Eukaryota; Metazoa; Chordata; Mammalia; Eulipotyphla; Erinaceidae. The transcript is spliced from 6 exons. The coding region runs from base 338 to 1063 and encodes 241 amino acids. The record is from RefSeq and is a predicted model, not a curated record.
CGCUGUCCCCACCUCUCGCCGCCGGCGGCCGGCAGGGGGCGCUGCGCGUCCGGGCGCCCCGAGGGGGCGGGCCCGGUGGGGCGGGGCGGGCCGGCUGCCAGGCCUGGGCUCGGCCGCCCGCGCCUCCGGGCCGCUCCCGGGACAGGCCGGGGCGGGGCGCGGCGGCAGGAAGCGGGGCGGGGACUCGCGGACGCGUUGGGGAGCGAGGGAGGGCGCGGCCAACUCCCGGAGGGACGGCGGGCGGCGGGAGCGGAGCCCCGGCCUGGCGCCCAGCCUGAGCCCGCCGGACGGGAGGCGGCCCAGCCGGGGGCUCGGCCUCGGCCUCGGCCCCGCCAGCAUGGCGGGCCGGACCGUGCGGGCUGAGACGCGGAGCCGGGCCAAGGAUGACAUCAAGAAGGUGAUGGCGACGAUCGAGAAGGUCCGGAGAUGGGAGAAGCGCUGGGUGACAGUGGGCGACACGUCCCUUCGUAUCUUCAAGUGGGUGCCCGUGGUGGACCCCCAGGAGGAGGAGCGCCGGAGGGCAGGCGGGACAGAGAGACCCCGAGGCCGCGAGCGGAGGGGCAGGGGCGCCAGUCCCCGAGGGGGCGGCCCCCUCAUCCUGCUGGAUUUGCAGGAUGAAAACAGUAACCAGAGCUUCCACUCGGAGGGCUCCCUGCAAAAGGGCACAGAGCCCAGCCCCGGGGGCACCCCCCAACCCAGCCGCCCCGUGUCGCCAGCAGCACCGCCCGAAGGGGCACCCGAGGAUGCUCAGCCACCGCAGCUGGGCCAGGAGAGAGAUCCUGGGAGCGUAACCACGGGUGGCACGGACGAGCCCCCGAUGCUGACCAAGGAGGAGCCAGUUCCUGAGUUGCUGGCAGCAGAGGACUCGGGAGUGAGAAUGACCCGGCGAGCCCUCCACGAGAAAGGCCUGAAGACAGAGCCACUCAGGCGCCUGCUGCCCAGGAGAGGCCUCCGGACCAACAACCGGCCCACGUCCACAGUGCCCUCAGAUACCAGAGGUCCUGGGGGAGGCGGCAAGGCUCCCCGGGCACCCAGGACAGUCCCCCAAGGAAAGGGGAGGUGAGCUGGCUCCCCCAACAAGGUGAAGCCAUGGGUCUCCCUUGGCCACGCCAAGAUCCAGCACCCACCUGUGCCCGGAGGGUGGAGUGAGCUUCCAGCGUUGACGCCAACCAUGGGAACCUUGAGGCGAGUGGCCUGGACCUGCCUGGAACUGAGGAUCCCAGCACCCCCAAACUCACCACCAGUGAGCAGGCCCACAAGCCCAUGGGCACCCUGAGUGUGGGAAGGGUUUGGGCACGACUGGGCCCGCGUCCAGCACCUCAGACCUUGAUGGUGCUGGCAUGUAGAGUGGGCCCUGGGCCUCCUCCCUCAUGGGAGUUGGCACUGGGUGCCAGGCCUUCUACCCUGGAAGCCAGGUCGCUCUGGGGCUUCUACCCUGGCUUCUGCAACCCCAGCCAGGCCUAAGGCUACGGGGAGCCUAGGGCUGCACCCCCCAUCACAUCCCCUCACCUUCACACCUCACCCCUACCCCACACCACCAUUAAACACUCACACACUCACACUCUCUCUCACACACACACACACACACACAUACACGCACCAUGGCUGCUCAAGCUCAGGCAGCCAGGUUACCUCAGUGCCCUAGGAUGUGGGGCAGGAGCUCACUUCCUGGGGUGCCCACCUUGCCAGUCCCUGGGAGCCCUCUUGGGCUACAGGCCACCCCCCUAGUCACUGCCUCACCACGUGUGUGGUAGCUGGGAAGGCUGCCUGGACUGUGGAGAGGCCCAGAGAGAAGCUUCUGGUACAGCCCUGAGCUGACCUACUUGAAUACUCCCACCUGGAGCAGACCAGGUGACCCAUCUGAGCGGUUCCAAGGGCUCUCACCACACUCACUCGGCCGCCAUGUUAGAAGAUAAUUUCUCCCGUGUGUGGAGGGCUCCCUCUGUGCCAAGCAUUAGCGUUUGCAGAGAUGAUUUUACUGAAGCCUCACGGUCCUGUGACAGUGGUGUUCACACGCUCAGUAUUUUACAGAUGGAGAAACUAAGUCUCAGAGAGGUUAAGGGACUGCCCAAAGUCACACGAGCCUCUGGCUAAGUCAGCAUUCAGGCCCAGGCUGCCCCUCUCCUCCUGCCGGUCUACAGGCUCAGAAGGGGGAAGCUUUGAUAUGGCAGCCGUUUUUUUUUCAGCAGUCACUGUGUACAAACCGUUAUUUGUACUAAAGUCAGCAACUGCUCUGUAGAAUGAAAAUCGGCAUCUGUGUCACUAAGUCCAGUGAAAUGUGAGAUGUCCAACUCCCAACAGAGACUCAGCAUCAGGAUUUGAGAGUGAAAGCAUGGCAUUCCUGGAAGUUCCUCAAGUCAUGUUAUUCUGUGUUUUUCACAAGUUACUAUACAUUUUUAAAAGUUUUCUUUGAAGAUAGGAGUAACAAAGAAGUCAAGACAAUAGUAAAUACUUGAAAAAUGAAAAAUACCAGAGAGCAUUAUUGGAGAGUAUUUGAGUAACAAAAUGUCUUGAUCUCCAAGACUAACUGAACCAUUUCUAGAAUCUCGAACACUGUUCACAGAAGUCGUUUUUAUUUGUGAUAAAAACUCACAGUUAACAUCAGACAGAGCCAUGCAUACACUUAAUUUUUUUUUUUUUUUUUACCAGAGCUGUGGCUUACCAUGGUGCUGGGGAUUGAACCUGGGACCUUUGGUGCUUCAGGCAUGAAAGGCCUUUUGCAUAUUCAUUAUGCUACCUCCCCAGAUGAUUGAAUAUGCUUUUAAUAUGGCAACAGUAACAACAAAAAGACUCAUUAGUUUCUUGGCACCUUUCUCCUAUGUGCUUCUGUCCCAAGUUCCAGAAAUGUUGACCUUAGCCUUAGAAAGUCUGUGCCAGUUUCCUUUCCUUCCUUCCUUCCUUCCUUUUUUCUUUUUGUUCCUUCUUAUCAAAGCACUGCUCAGCUCUGGCCUAUGUGGCAUCUGAGAUUGAAUAUGGGACCUCAGAGCCUUUGGCAGCAAAGUGUUCUAUAGAGCCCUUUGUGCCAGCUCUCUGGCCCCUUCUCUCGUUUUCCACCUGACAUCAGUGGAUUCCUUCCAACCAGAAUUACCUCCUGUGUUGAUUGCCGAGCACUGGUUCUCUGAGGAGAAUUUGAACACUUCAGCCUAGUUUCCCAGUUUCUAGACUGAUCUUGGGAUUCACGAAAACAUAUAUUUCCCAACAAAGUUUAGGAAGAUUAUCCUGAGGAGAACUAAUUCCGGGCAGAGCAGAAUUGGCAAGGUAAGACAUCACUACCUCUCAUAUCAGCAAAUCCCAGCUAGUGAAGCUUCAUGGUUUUUGUUUUGUUUUGGUUGUUGUUGUGUUUUUUUGGGGGUUACUCAGAGUCAAAAGAUCCAGCGAUCUAGACCCCCGCUUUGCCAGUCCUUGGCUACAUGACCUUGGGCAAGUCCCUUUCUCUCUCUGAACUCCUGCUUAGGAGAUGACACACUUGCCUUAUGAGGCCACAUUCUCAAGGGUUCAAAGCAUGACUUUCUAGGUCAGUCUACAGUUCAUAUCCACUCCUUACUACCUCUUGAGCUGGGGCAAGUCGGAGCCACUCUGAGCCCCCAUUUCUUUCUCCUCUGUAAAAUGGGAACACCCGCGGAACCCAUCUGGCAGGGCUUCGGUGGGCUUUGAGGCGAGCACACACAUAUGAAAGUGCUUCACAAGGAGCACUCAGCCCGUUGGUGACGCCCAAGAACUCACCCCAGCUUCCUUACCUGCUGAAUCUACCUCACCGGGCGUUGUGAGGGCGGAGGGAGGUUAAUGUCGCACAGGUGCUUUUGAAGAUAGUGUCCCCACUCGGGCUUCUCUUUCCUUCCGAGAGGAUGAUCAGAGAAGCCACUGGCGGGCAUGAGUGAGGUCUCCAAGCGAAGGGGCCUGCGAACAUUUCCAUACCCCCACAGAAUGUGACUGUCAAGCAAGAGGGGUCACCACGGUAACCGGAAAACAGGGCUUGAUUGCCGCCAAGUAGGCCAUCUCUGCCACGGCCUGGCUUGGAGCAGACUUGGGGAACUUCCGAGGAAGCCAGUUUUCAGGAGUUGGCUUUUAGAAAAAGGACAAUUUAAUAGAAACUGCUCACUUUUUAUUUUUGUUUGUUUUAAAUAUAAGGAUCAGAUCGGAGGAAGGGGACAUGAGACAGGAGAUGAAGGGUGCCUCUUGCACUCUUGUCUGGAGUCCCUUGUGGGCUGGUCUUAGGCACCAUGCCUCUCGCCCGUGUCAGCAUCCCCUCCUGCGGCGCAUGUACCUUAGUGUCCGUUUGUCCUUGAGCUGUGGACCAAAUGGGCCUAAGGGCUCCAAAAAGUCUUCCUGACAGUGACUUGCAGAGGGAUCUCUGAGUCUGGGAGAGUGAGGCCCAGGGCCAGCUCAGACAGGCCCUAUGGCCUCCUUCAUCCUUACUCCCACCAGGCCGCCUCUGUGUCCUGGUAUCAGUUAACUGAUCAUGAACAAAAAUGAAAACACAGAUGCGUGGGUUUUAGCAUCUAAGUGGUGUCUCUCGCCUUCUCUGAUAACUCUCCUAAUAGUACGCUGACUUUUCCAGACCUGUCUUUUCUCCCCCCCCACCCCCAGCUCUCUGUCUUUGCCUCCAGGGUUAUUGAUAGGGCUCUACACCAGCACUACAAAUCCACUGCUCCUGGUGGCCAUUAUUGCCGUUUUAUUAGAUAGGACAGAGAGAAGUUGAGAGGGGUGGGGGAGAUAGAGAGGGAGCGAGAUAGACAGACACCUGCAGACCUGGUUCACCAUUUGUGAAGCGACCCUCUUGCAGGUGGGUGCACUUAACUGGGUGCACCACCACCCAGCCCCCUCGUCCUUUCUCUCUGCCUUUCAGUUUUAGAUAGAGAAGGCAGAGAGAGAAAGACCAUAGCGCCAAAGCUUCCUUCAACGCAGUGGGGACCAAGCUCAAACCUGAGUCACGCACAUGGCAAGGCAGUGCACUAUCCAGGUGAGCUAUUUUGCUGAUCCUCUUUCUACCAGAGCUCUGCUCAGCUCUGGCUUCUGGUGGUGCUGGGGAUUGAACCUGAGACCUUUGAUUCCCUCAGGCAUGAAAGUCUUUUGGCAUAACCAUUAUGCAAUCUCCCCAGCCUGGAAUUUGCCUUUAAUUAUUCUUAUUUUAUUAUUGCUAGAGAGAGAUCAGACCCCCAUGUUUCUAUUUUAUGGAGUGCCAAGGGUCCAACCUAGGGCUUCAGAUGUUCAAUGCUCUCCCAUCACAGCUGAGGCCUUUUUAAAUUUCAGUUACCGGCUGGCUGUCUUCUGAGUACUGGCAGCAUCUCGGGCUCAGGAGCAGGAGUGGCGAGCUCAUUCAUUAAUGGCUCACACUGAAGCCCUGGCCUCAAAAGAGCUUUCAGACGCCACUGGAAGGCACUGGACCGCUCGCUCCAAAUACCAGUUCUUACCAACUUUGAUGAGUAGUAUCACACAGGAAAAGGGCAGAGGUCUAUAAAUAGAGAACAGAGUAGACCUAUAGUUUCUUGGGGGCAUUUUGGGAAAGUGACAACUACUGUGCCCAUGAGGACUGAGUCGGAAUAGAACCUAAUCUGUGGGUCAGGGGUGGCAGGUGGCUUACCUGGUAGAGUGCACAUUACCUUGAGGACCUGGGUUUGAGCCUUGGGCCAUCAUAUGAGAACACCUGCAGAGGGGAAGUUUCAGGAGCGGUGGAGCAGUGCUAAGGUCCCUCUCCCUCUCUCUCUCUCUUUUUCUCUCUGGCUCUUGCCCUUAAUCUAGAGGAACAGGCAGGGAGGGAGGGGCAUGGUUACUGGGAGUGGUGGAGUGAAGCAGGCACUGCAGGCCUGAGUGGGGAAGAGCAGGGAAUGGCGGGAAUAGUCUGGAGAGCAUCUCUGCUGAUGGAGCCUCAUGAUAUGGAGAUGUGAUCUAGACAAACCAGGCCAGGCUGCCUUCCACCUAGUGAGCACAGAAAGCAGCUGGAUUCAUUGCUUGACUUUAUUUUCCACUUGCAAAGGUUCAGGUCACCACAAGGAACAGUAUAAAGAAUAUCCGAAUGACCUUCCCCCACAAAGCCGCCUGUAGGAAUCACUCACUCUCUCUACAUGGCCUCUGUGUGAACAGUUUGAGGAAAGGCCGCCGGUAUCACGUCCCUCCAACUCUGAAUACUGAUAGUGCAUGUAUCUCACCACAGUACUGUGACCCACACUGCUAAGGUCGACACCGCGCUCAUGGCCCACCCGUGUUGUCAAUGAUGCCCCUUGCCUGUCACAUCCGUCUCACCCAGGAUCCGGUCUAGAAACGGUGCAUCAAGCUGUCACGUCUCCUGAGCCCGCCCCAACCCUUCCUUUGUGUUUCCUUUGGAAAGACCAAGUUUUCCUUUCCUAGAGCGUCCCUCAGUUGGGGUUUGCCUGCUGCUGCUUCUUGAUCCUACAGGGACUUUGCAUAUGUGACCAGGUGUCCUUCCCAGUGUGACAGCAAGGGGCACCCACCGUCUGCCUGCCCCACCCUCCCCCUUGGUGAUUUCAUUUGUCAGAUUUCUCCAAUCCGUCGUCACAAUUCCCCACCCUCCUUGUAACUGUAAGCAAUCAGGGAGACCCGUUACCCCUGUUGGUUAUUAAAUAGAUGAGAUCCAA